Molecule: messenger RNA, 2044 nt
Organism: Ananas comosus (pineapple)
Lineage: Eukaryota; Viridiplantae; Streptophyta; Magnoliopsida; Poales; Bromeliaceae
Product: malate synthase, glyoxysomal
Exons: 4
Coding region: 1-1692 (563 amino acids)
Biological process (GO): glyoxylate cycle
Cellular component (GO): cytoplasm
Molecular function (GO): malate synthase activity
Source: RefSeq, a predicted model, not a curated record
AUGGCUACGAGCAUUAACGGUUACUACGACGUUCCGGAGGGAGUGGACGUGAGGGGGAGGUACGACGCCGACUUCGCGGCGGCGAUCCUCACGGCGGAGGCGCUGCGGUUCGUGGCCGAGCUGCACCGGGAGUUCCGCGGGCGGGUCCGGCACGCGAUGGGACGGCGCCGUGAGGCCCAGCGCAGGUACGACGCCGGCGCAGUCCCGGGGUUCGAUCCCGCGACGAGGCUCGUCAGGGAAGGGGAGUGGGCGUGCGCGCCGGUGCCGCCGGCGAUCGCCGACCGCACGGUGGAGAUCACCGGCCCGGCCGAGAGGAAGAUGGUCAUCAACGCCCUCAAUUCUGGGGCAAAGGUCUUCAUGGCUGACUUUGAGGACGCGCUCUCGCCGAGCUGGGAGAACCUGAUGAGGGGGCAGGUCAACCUGCGGGACGCGGUCGGCGGCACGAUCAGCUUCUACGACGAGUCCCGGAACAAGCUGUACAAGCUCAACGAUGACAAGCUCGCGACGCUCUUCGUCCGGCCCCGGGGAUGGCACCUGCCGGAGGCCCACAUUUUCGUCGACGGCGAGCCCGCCAUCGGCUGCCUCGUCGACUUCGGGCUCUACUUCUUCCACAACCACGCCGCGUUCCGCGCCACCCAGGGGGAGGGCUUUGGGCCCUUCUUCUAUCUCCCAAAGAUGGAGCACUCCAGGGAGGCAAAGAUAUGGAACGACGUAUUCGAGAGAUCGGAGAAGUUUGCGGGGAUUGAGAUGGGGAGCAUUCGGGCGACGGUGCUGAUCGAGACGCUCCCGGCGGUGUUCCAGAUGGAUGAGAUACUCUACGAGCUGCGGGACCACUCGGUCGGCCUCAACUGCGGCAGGUGGGACUACAUCUUCAGCUACGUCAAGACCUUCCGGGCGCACCCCGACCGCCUCCUCCCCGACCGCGUCCACGUCGGCAUGGCCCAGCACUUCAUGCGCUCCUAUUCCGACCUCCUCAUCCGCACGUGCCACCGCCGCAGCGUCCACGCCAUCGGCGGCAUGGCGGCGCAGAUUCCGGUGAAGGAUGACGCAGCGGCAAACGAAUCAGCACUCGAUCUCGUCCGGCAGGACAAGCUGCGCGAGGUCCGCGCCGGCCAUGACGGCACGUGGGCAGCCCACCCGGCGCUGAUCCCGGCCAUCGCGGCUGUGUUCGCUGCCCACAUGCGCGACGGCGCCCCCCACCAGAUCCGCACCGCCGACCGCGACGACGCCUCUACGGUCUCCGAACACGACCUCCUCCGCCCGCCGCACGGGCCGCGGACGCUCGGCGGCCUCCGGCUCAACACUCGCGUCGGAAUCCAGUACCUGGCGGCGUGGCUCGUGGGGACCGGCUCGGUGCCGCUGUACAACCUGAUGGAGGACGCCGCGACGGCGGAGAUCAGCAGGGUGCAGAACUGGCAGUGGAUCAGGUACGGAGUCGACGUCGACGCGGACGGAGUGGCGGUGGCGGUGACGCGGGAGUUGUUUGCGAGGGUGUUGGAGGAGGAGAUGGCGGGGAUUGAAAGGGCAGUCGGGACGGAGAUGUUCCGGAGAGGGAGGUAUCGGGAGGCGGCGAGGAUAUUCGCCCGGCAGUGCACGGCAGCGGAGCUCGACGAUUUUCUGACGCUCGAUGCGUAUGACAGGAUUGUCGUCCUCCACCCUGCGUCGGCGUCGGCGUCGGCGUCCAGGCUCUGAACAGAAGCAGAUCUAAGAAGAAUUGCUGGAAGUGUGUAGGUUAAUUUGAGGGUUCUGCUUCUGCAUGCAGGUGUUCGGUUGCUGCUGUUUGUGUUGAGGCUUCAAUGAAAUGAGAGAUAAGUGUUUUACACAGAAACAAUAACUUAAAUAAACUAGCUUUUUAUGGCUUAGAAUUAUCUUAUUGUUUUUAACUUAAUCUUCGCAAGUUCAAAUGAUGAUAAACUAUACGCCGAAUAGCUGUUACAGCAAAUAAUUUUUUUUUAAUUGGAAAAUGCUUUGUUUUUAUUGGCAGCUAAAUACGAAGUAAUUAGACUUCAAAUUGCAUUUGCAAAACAAUAAUAACUAGUGUAGU